UGGAGGUAUACAAAUAGGUGGAUGGCCAUCGGCCGGCAAUUCCGCUUUAUGCACACAGGAGACCGGAUUUCACGCUGGCCAGCUCACGAAUGGAUCUCGGCGCGGGUGGCAUCAGCCUGCAAGUCACAUACACGUUUCCCAAUGGCACCGUGGCCGUCAACGGCACCCUGAUCCUGACCCCGUACACCGAUAAAGCGGACAUACCCUGCACGUCCGAUUGGGAUUGUCGCAAGUUCAAAAGCAAGUGCGUCAGACCCCCUCUUGGCAGGUGCAGGUGCCCCAGAGGAAGCAAGUUCGAAAAGCAUCGAGGCCUCUGCCAGAUAAAAUGCUCCAAUAAGAACGACUGCAUGGGCUACCUGGGCGCUACCAGCCAGUGUUUCUUGAACAAAUGCACCUGCAUAAGCGGCUCUUACCUUCUCUUCGGUCAAUGCUCUUUCCCUGUUGAAUGCACAGCAAAAUCUUGCGCUGGUGGAGCCAUAUGCGAAAACUGGAGGUGCGUAUGUCCGACAGGAACCCUGGGUGUCAAAGGAAGCUGCAUCCCUGUCCCAUGCGUAAACAACUCGGACUGCGGCCUUUGGCUUCACAUGGAAUGUGCACGUGCCCGGCCAGGGUCACAGGACAAGAUCUGCCGGUGCGCCAACGGCACGGCCCUGCUACAAGGAUCAUGCAACCCAACAACCAACCUGGGUCCCUGUCCGUACGGUCGUUGCAAGACGGAGUACUCGGAAUGCGACCCAUCGACAUCCACCUGUUUCUGCAACAAAGGCUACGAGCUGCGCAUCUACGGCACCGAAUGGGUCUGCGAAAAGAAAGAUACGCAAACCGUGGACCGUGUUUGCAUGGACGCUAGCCAGUGCUACAAAAGGGAGAUCUGCGAAGACAACCUGUGCAGGUGUCCCAAAGGCACGGACCUAAAGAACCUGGAGUGUGUCGAGAUCAAACUGCCAAAGGUGCGGACCAACCUGACCCUCUUCCUUUGGCUCUCGGUGGCGAUGAUGGCGCUGAUCGUCAUUAUCCUGUCGUUCGGCUGCUGCCUCUACCUGCUGGCACAGCGGGCCGAGAACGAGCAGAACGCCAUCGCGCAGAUGUUCGACGUCAGCGAGGACUUCUCCAUCAAGGGCACCGCGUGACGACCAGAGCACCGGGCCUGUUCUUUUGUGUGACUUGGAUCACGUCUUCUUCACUUUUUUUUUGACACACUGACUGAUCACGUGACGAGAAACGUACCGACGAGAACUAAUCGUCGACAAUCGCAUCUUGAUUUUUUUUUCCUGUUCGUCCGACAGUGCGUGACCCCUGUUUUUCAGAUUUGUGGUAUCUUUCAGUGCUCUCGCCUUUCUUUAUUCGCCAUGUAGACAUAGUUUGUGCAAUCUUAUAUUCGCGCCACAGCCAAAAAAGA
Molecule: messenger RNA, 1399 nt
Organism: Dermacentor silvarum
Lineage: Eukaryota; Metazoa; Arthropoda; Arachnida; Ixodida; Ixodidae
Product: multiple epidermal growth factor-like domains protein 6
Exons: 8
Coding region: 90-1130 (346 amino acids)
Source: RefSeq, a predicted model, not a curated record